AGAAGCCCACCACCACCACCACCACGGCGAAGAAGGGAGGGGUGCUGGGGCGGAUGUGGCGCGGCCUCUUCGGCGGCCGCGAGGACUACGAGAAGCGCCUGCAGUACCUCUCCAAGGAGGAGGCCUCCGUGCACGCCAGGAUGCGGCGACGGACGCAGUUCUCGCGACGCACCGUAAGGAACAUCAUCGUCCUGUCCGUGCUCGCGGAGGUUGUGGCUGUUGCUUAUGCUAUCAUGAUGACAAGAGAUGAGGAUCUAACUUGGCAAACCAGGGCAAUUCGAGUUCUGCCUAUGUUUGUUCUGCCUGCCGUAUCUUCUGUGCUGUAUUUGGCAGUUGUAAACUUCACAAGGAUGCUUGAGCGGAAAGACGAGAAAACACUUGAAAAGUUGAGAGCUGAGAGGAAAUCCAAGAUUGAUGAGCUGAAAGAGCGGACAAAUUAUUACCUUACCCAACAGCUUAUCCAGAAAUAUGAUCUCGACCCAGCUGCAAAAGCUGCUGCUGCUUCAGUUUUGGCAUCUAAGCUGGGGGCGGAUUCUGGCCUAAAAAUACAUCUUGGGGAAGAACCAAAUUUGGAUGCAGCAGUGGUUAUGAGCAAGAAUGCUGAGAUAUUGCCAUCAGAUGGGCUGAGAAACAGGAAGCAACCCAAUUUAAGAGGCAGCAGGACUGGAAGCACAAUGGCACAAGGGGCUGAAUCUAGUGCAAAUCUUGGUGCUGGCCUGGAAAACGCACAGCCUCCAAGGGUUGUAGAACAUUAUCAAGGCUCAGGGGCAAGCGAUGGUGGAUGGAUUGCAAAAAUCGCCGCCUUACUUGUGGGAGAGGACCCAUCACAGUCGUACGCUUUGAUCUGUGGCAAUUGCCAUAUGCAUAAUGGCUUGGCCCGGAAGGAAGAUUACCCACACAUUACAUACUAUUGCCCACAUUGCAACGCACUAAACGCAUCAAAGCACUCCGCGGGACAAUACUCGGGCUCCAACUCAGGCCAUUCGACCCCAGCUGCACCGUGCUGAAGGAAUAUCUGCUACCAGCUCAGUAGUGGAAAGUGAAUUGAUUAAGAUGGCUGCAGCGCAGGAAUCACCAAAGGAAGAACAUGCAGAGAAGCAGGAAGUGGAGGCAAGUUGAUGGCCCGCACUAUUACAGCCGAUCUAUGUGAAAUUAGUUCAGAUUUGUUUGAACUGGUCCGAGCCGCAGAUAUAUCACUGUUGUAAAUUAUGAAAUAGCGAGUGUAUGAUCCACAGCAACCCAGUACAAUAUUUUUUUAGCCAGCGUCCAUCCUUGAGUGGAUGAGUUUUGUUUGCA
Molecule: messenger RNA, 1296 nt
Organism: Lolium rigidum
Lineage: Eukaryota; Viridiplantae; Streptophyta; Magnoliopsida; Poales; Poaceae
Exons: 5
Coding region: 54-1007 (317 amino acids)
Biological process (GO): endoplasmic reticulum tubular network organization
Cellular component (GO): endoplasmic reticulum tubular network
Source: RefSeq, a predicted model, not a curated record